GAUUCUCUCUCCCCUCCUUCAAAUCUCUUACUUGGGGCCCCAUCCUGGCCCUCUGCACCCUGUGAGUCAGGACUGAGAGGGGACAAAGGGUUAACAUUGCAAACAGUGUUAGGGGAGUCUGUGAAAACGACAUCACUAGGGAUCUGACUUGACAAUGACUGCCUGCACUGAGGGCUACAGGACUUGCCCAGGUGGGAAACAGCUAAGCAGGUUUGACCAGCUGACCUGGACCUGGCCAAGGGCCCUGUGCUCCAUCAUGGCCACCCCACCAUUCUGGCUGACUAGGAAGAUGUUUUCCUUCAAGGUGAGCAAAUGGAUGGGGCUCAUUUGCUUCCGGUCACCAGCCAUCUUUUCGCCCAACAUUCGCCAGAAGAAACUAAUCCACAAGCUUCAGGAAGAAAAGGCUUUUAGGGAAGAGAUGAAAAUUUUCCGUGAGAAAAUAGAAGACUUCAGGGAAGAGAUGUGGAAUUUCCAGGACAAAAUCCAUGCUUUCCGGAGCCAGAUCUUGGGCUUUUGGGAAGAGGAGAGACCUUUCUGGGAAGAGGAGAAAACCUUCUGGAAAGAGGAAAAAGCCUUCUGGGAAAUGGAAAAAUCUUUCCGGGAAGAAGAGAAAACCUUUUGGAAAAAGUAUCGCACUUUUUGGAAGGAGGAUAAGGCCUUCUGGAAAGAGGACAAUGCCUUAUGGGAAAGAGACCGGAAACUUCUUCAGGAAGACAAGGCCCUGUGGGAGGAAGAAAAGGCCCUGUGGGUAGAGGAAAGAGCUCUUCUUGAUGAGGAGAAGGGCCUGUGGGAGGACAAAAAGUCCCUCUGGGAGGAAGAGAAUGCCCUCUGGGAGGAGGAGAAAGCAUUCUGGGUAGAAGGUGGGGGCUAUAUUGCUGAGGAGCAGAUACCUGAAGACAGGCACUACAACAUCAAUGGAGAGCCACGAUCGCCAGCCUUCUUUCGAGGCAGGGCAUGAGCCCAGGAGAUGAAGGGCCAUGGGGUCCAGACUCUGUUGGAUUGGAAUUCAAGUCCAGGGUGACCUCAUGUUCUGGAGAAAAUAUGCACUUAUUUGUCUCUUUGCUUCAAAAGAUCUAAUAAAGUCCUGAGGAGAGGUU
Messenger RNA from Ceratotherium simum simum (southern white rhinoceros), 1097 nucleotides. RefSeq names its product coiled-coil domain containing 70 (gene CCDC70). The record is from RefSeq and is a predicted model, not a curated record. Lineage: Eukaryota; Metazoa; Chordata; Mammalia; Perissodactyla; Rhinocerotidae.